AUGGCCUUUUCUUCUCCUUUGUUUUGUAACUUUGGCGUGUGUUUGGCAGAUCCCAAAAACAACAAACUAAACACUAUAGAAGCUCCAGUUUCAACAGGUAUUCCUGUUCAUUAUUCUUCAUCUCAGCCAAACAUCGUACACAGACAAUUCAAGAAUUCUGAUGAGAUUAAUGGUGAUAAUGAUCAUUUAGAUGGAACACUGAAGAAGCUUAAUCACAAUGCAAGUGAACGUGAUCGGAGAAAAAAAUUUAAUAGCUUGUGUUCUUCUCUUCGUUCUUUGCUUCCACCUACUGAUCAUACGAAAAAAAUAAGCUUUCCAGUCACAGUAGCAAGAGUGAUAAAGUACAUACCAGAUUUAAAGAAAGAAGUGGAAAGACUGACACAGAAGAAAGAAGAUCUCACAUUAAGAUCCAUCCCUAAGAAAGAAUAUUCUGCUGAUUUUAAUAAGCAAACAAUAAUUAAAGGAGGAAUUCAGAGUUCUUUAUCAGUUAUCUCUGCAAAUCAAGUGGGAAAUGGAGAAGUCAUUAUUCAUAUAUCUAUUUUGAAGACCAAUAAGAGUUCGUUUGCUGAAGCUGUAUCAGAAUUAGAGGAGGAAGGACUUCUUCUACUAAAUUCAUCUUCUUUUGAAACUUUGGGAGAUAGAGUUUUCUACAAUUUGCAUUUUCAGGCACAAGGAACUUUACCAAUUAAAGUUCAAAUAUUAAGAGACAAGCUCUUAUCGUAUUAUGAGAAGGAAGACAAGUUAUUACCACCUUGGAUUUCUGGCUCCUUUAUUACUUAG
Nicotiana attenuata is the source of this 780-nucleotide messenger RNA. Its product is annotated as transcription factor bHLH100-like. Gene Ontology annotation, molecular function: RNA polymerase II transcription regulatory region sequence-specific DNA binding; DNA-binding transcription factor activity, RNA polymerase II-specific; protein dimerization activity. The coding region runs from base 1 to 780 and encodes 259 amino acids. The transcript has 3 exons. The record is from RefSeq and is a predicted model, not a curated record. Gene Ontology annotation, biological process: regulation of transcription by RNA polymerase II. Lineage: Eukaryota; Viridiplantae; Streptophyta; Magnoliopsida; Solanales; Solanaceae. Gene Ontology annotation, cellular component: RNA polymerase II transcription regulator complex.